AUGUUCGCCGUCCACCGCAAGUGCUACCCCGCCUUUGUGCGUGCCACCCGCCUUAACUUUUCUAGUGUGAAAAAGAAAGCAUACGAAAUUGUGGACCACCACUACGAUGCGGUAAUAGUGGGCGCAGGAGGAGCGGGGCUACGAUCCGCCUUGGAGUUGUCCAAAAAUAAUUACAAAGUAGCAUGUAUAAGUAAGCUAUUUCCAACAAGAUCACACACGGUUGCAGCACAAGGGGGCAUAAACGCCGCAUUAGGGAAUAUGACUGAAGAUGACUGGAGGUGGCAUGCCUACGAUACGAUCAAAGGAUCCGACUGGUUAGGGGACCAAAAUGCAAUUCAGUAUAUGUGUCGAGAAGCACCUGAAUCGGUUUUGGAGUUGGAAGAAUUUGGGUUACCCUUUUCUAGAACAAAAUCAGGAAAAAUCUAUCAAAGGGCAUUUGGAGGGCAAAGCUUAAAAUAUGGGAAGGGAGGACAAGCAUAUAGAUGUGCAGCUGCCGCGGAUAGAACAGGACAUGCAGUGCUUCAUACUUUGUAUGGCCAAUCAUUAGCACACAACUGUGUUUUUUUCGUUGAAUAUUUUGUACUAGAUUUGUUAAUGGCCAAUACGAAUGAAUGUAUUGGUGUUAUUUGCUUAAAUAUAGCUGAUGGGAAGAUUCACAGGUUUUUUUCACCUCAUACGGUAAUUGCUACGGGGGGGUAUGGGAGAGCUUACUUAUCUUGCACGUCAGCACAUGCAUGCACAGGGGACGGAAAUGCAAUCGUUUCGAGGAGCAAGCUACCAUUGCAGGAUCUUGAAUUUGUCCAAUUCCACCCGACAGGAAUAUAUCCAGCUGGGUGCUUAAUUACUGAAGGAUGUAGAGGUGAAGGAGGCAUCCUAAGAAACAGGGAAGGAGAAGCAUUCAUGAUGAGAUACGCCCCGAAAGCGAAAGAUUUGGCUAGUCGAGAUGUAGUCAGUAGAGCAAUGACUAUAGAAAUAAAUGAAGGUAGAGGUUGUGGUCCUAAUGCUGAUCAUAUUUACCUCGACUUAACACAUCUGCCUUACGAAACGUUGAAGGAAAGACUACCAGGUAUAAUGGAAACAGCCAAAAUAUUUGCAGGUGUUAAUGUCACCAAUCAAUACAUACCUGUCCUCCCAACAGUGCAUUACAACAUGGGAGGCAUACCAACCAAUUAUAAAACGCAAGUCCUAACACAAAAGGUUAAUUUAUCCAAAGGGGUUAAAACAUCCCCAGAAGAGGAUAUUAUUGUUAAAGGACUAUACGCAGCAGGAGAAGCGGCUUCUGCAUCUGUUCAUGGCGCAAACAGAUUGGGAGCUAAUUCUCUCCUAGACAUUAUCGUCUUCGGAAAAAGGGCCUCCCUAACUAUAAUGGAAAUUGAUAAGCCAAAUAUCCCCCCUAUUAAGGCGCAUGCAGAUAUAGGGGAUGAAACCAUACAACGGUUAGACAAAAUAAGAUUCAACAAAGGAACUGUUACAACAGCACAAAUACGUAAAAAAAUGCAAGUGUGCAUGCAAAAACACGCUGCCGUCUUUAGAAUUGGACCUCUCCUAGAAGAAGGCUACAAACAGAUACUUACUAUCUGCUCCGAGUUCAAUGACGUAUACGUUAAGGAUAAAACCUUAACUUGGAAUACUGAUUUGAUCGAAACGCUGGAGUUGGAGAAUUUACUAACCUUGGCCUCUCAAACCAUUCUAGCUGCCAUAGAUCGAAAGGAGUCCAGAGGCGCACAUGCAAGGGAUGACUUCCCCGAACGAGACGAUAAGGCCUUUCUUAAACACUCCCUAACUUGGAUGACUGACAGGGAUGUUGAGAAGGCGAAAUAUUUCACCACAUACAGGGGCGUCAUCACCCAGCCGCUGGAUAACGAAAUGGAGUACGUCCCCCCGGUUAAAAGGGUUUACUGA
Plasmodium coatneyi is the source of this 1902-nucleotide messenger RNA. Its product is annotated as Succinate dehydrogenase [ubiquinone] flavoprotein subunit. Bases 1 to 1902 code for a protein of 633 amino acids. NCBI's taxonomy places the organism in Eukaryota, Apicomplexa, Aconoidasida, Haemosporida, Plasmodiidae. The record is from RefSeq and is a predicted model, not a curated record. Gene Ontology annotation, molecular function: flavin adenine dinucleotide binding; electron transfer activity; succinate dehydrogenase (quinone) activity. The transcript has a single exon. Gene Ontology annotation, biological process: mitochondrial electron transport, succinate to ubiquinone; tricarboxylic acid cycle.